Messenger RNA from Aureococcus anophagefferens, 375 nucleotides. RefSeq lists its product as hypothetical. Gene Ontology annotation, cellular component: cytoplasm. Gene Ontology annotation, molecular function: protein binding. The transcript is spliced from 2 exons. The record is from RefSeq and is a predicted model, not a curated record. Lineage: Eukaryota; Pelagophyceae; Pelagomonadales; Pelagomonadaceae. The annotation marks the transcript as partial.
CAUCACGAUGUAGCACUCCUCUUGCUCGACGCGGGCGCUCCGGUCGACAAACCGAACACAAUGCAGGAGACUCUAUUACAACACGCAUCGCAAAGAGGCUGGUGCGGGGCGAUGAGAUGGUUGUUGAAUCGCGGCGCUCUGGUGGAAGGGAGGGACGAAAUCAACCGCAGCACGCCACUGCACGUAGCCGCACUAAACGGCCAGGAGAACGCAGCUGUCCUCUUGCUCAACGCGGGCGGUCAAGUCGACGCUCGGAACAGGUUCUCAGGAACCCCGCUCGACAGUGCUGCCAGACAUGGACAGACCAGGCUAUGCAAACUGCUGCUGAGUCGUGGCGCGUCGCUCGACGCUACCAACUCCCAGGGUCUUGACCCC